Solea senegalensis (Senegalese sole) is the source of this 1713-nucleotide messenger RNA. RefSeq names its product distal-less homeobox 3b (gene dlx3b). Gene Ontology annotation, biological process: regulation of transcription by RNA polymerase II; embryo development; epithelial cell differentiation. Gene Ontology annotation, molecular function: RNA polymerase II cis-regulatory region sequence-specific DNA binding; DNA-binding transcription factor activity, RNA polymerase II-specific. The transcript is spliced from 3 exons. The record is from RefSeq and is a predicted model, not a curated record. Lineage: Eukaryota; Metazoa; Chordata; Actinopteri; Pleuronectiformes; Soleidae. Bases 190 to 1041 code for a protein of 283 amino acids.
UGAGUUUCUGCAGCGAGGAGAGUUCCAGUGGACUACAGACUCUCCAAAUCCGUGCGUAAAGAGCGCGCACUCACACACUCACAGACUUACACCACUUUACUGCGCGUUGUAUCUUACUCACUCCACAGCAAGAGAAUCCACGAGUGGACUUCUUUUUUUUUUUUCUUACUCGGGAGGGCGGCUUUCACCAUGAGCGCCGGACAGACGUACGAGAAGAAGAUUUCGAGUAUUUUGACCGACCUGCCAGGAUCUAUGAGUUGCCACCCGAGCUCCAAGGACUCCCCUACUCUCCCCGAAUCCUCCGUGACGGACAUGGGCUACUACAGCGGACAGACGAGCCACAGCCACCACGAAUACUAUCAGACUCAGGCGUACGGACAGCCCAUGAACUCUUACCACCACCAGUUUAACCUGAACGGCAUGGGAGCCGCAGGAGCGUACGCCACUAAAUCUGAAUACCCGUACACGAACGGUUACAGACAGUACGGACAUUACAACAGAGAUCACCUGCAGGCCUCACCACCGAGCUCAGUGAAAGAGGAGCCAGAGCCCGAGGUGCGCAUGGUGAACGGCAAACCCAAGAAAAUCCGCAAGCCGAGGACGAUCUACUCCAGCUACCAGCUCGCUGCGCUGCAGCGGCGCUUCCAGAAGGCUCAGUACCUCGCGCUGCCCGAGAGAGCGGAGCUGGCGGCUCAGCUCGGCCUCACGCAGACACAGGUGAAGAUCUGGUUCCAGAACAGGAGAUCCAAGUUCAAGAAGAUGUACAAGAACGGCGAGGUCCCACUCGAGCACAGCCCCAACGCCAGCGACUCCAUGGCGUGCAACUCCCCGCCCUCCCCCACGGUGUGGGAGAACAGCAGCAGCACCCCGCAGAGCACGCCGGUCAGCAGCAGACCUCAGGUCCCGCAGCCGACGCACAGCUCGUCGCCGCCCUACAUGGAGGAUUAUAACAACCACUGGUACCAGCAGGGAUCACACCUACAGCACCCGGGCACCGUGCACCACCCUGUCCCGCAGCAGAGCGUGGGAGCCGUGUAUUAACAGUGACUCCAAAACAACAACAAAAAAGCAGAUUUUUGUUCUUCGUUGUUUUUUUUCCCCCCCAAAAAACGAGGUUUCUCCACCACAGAGACUCUGCAGAGCAGCUGGAGCGCGGGAGCAGACCCUGCAACGUUUGGUAGUUGGAUGACCGAGAUGUUUCAGAACUGGGUUUUUUUCCAUUCACAAAGCACAUACGGGAUUGUGGUCACAUGUGGCAGAUUAUUUAAUGGAUAUCUGGCGUGGUUCUUUAUUUUUUUUCUAAUUUUAUUUUUGUUUUUCCUAAAUUAUUUAUCGCUUCUGUUGUAUUUCCUUCAAAUGUCUUUUUUUUGUAAAUGAACAGGCCUAUGCAAAGCCAUUUUUCUUCUUCUUUUUUUUAAAAAAAGUCUAACCACAAACUGAAUAAAAACCAAACUGUGCAGUUGAUCCAUGCUACAAUCAUCCAAUCAUGCAUGCGGGUUUGUAGAUAGCGCCUAAGAGGAAAAAAAAAAAAGAAAAACACUCAGGUCAUAUUUAUAUGGAUUUGUACAAAAACGUCGAAGGUUGUAAAUAUGUGUUUAUAUGCAGAACCACUAUGAUCAUAUUAUUUGUUGGAACGAGCACACUGUGGCGCCUCCAGAACCAUUUUUAUAUUCAUGUAAUUAGUUCACUUGUUGCCUUUUUUUGUCCAUUGAA